AUGACCCACGCCCGCUUGUCCAGGUGUUAUUAUCUCUUCUUGCUCAUAACCUUCCCUUCUCUCUUAACAAACUUAGCCCUCUCUACUAUCCCCAAGCAAACCCCGCCACCCGUAACCCAACCCGAAUAUACAUUUCGUACCCAACCCCAGACCAACCCGAAUUUUUAUGCCAGAAUUAUUAUAGCUAUGGAGAAGGAGAAUUCUGCGAAUUUGACGUAUAUGGGGAGGAGCUUUAGUGAAUUAAGUGUUAAUGAAGAUUCCUCUGCUUUCAGUGACUGUAACAGCGACAGAUCCGGGGAGUUCCCAACGGCGUCGUCUCAAAGUCGACGGUUAAUACUAGCCUGCGCAGCGGAGAAUUCCGAUGAUCUUAUUCGGCAACUGGUAUCGGAUCUCAAGUCCUGUUCGAUUGACGGGCAAAAACAAGCAGCCAUGGAGAUCAGACUCCUUGCCAAGAACAAACCAGAGAAUCGUCUCAAAAUCGCUAAAGCUGGUGCAGUUAAACCUUUAAUUUCGCUAGUUUCAUCGUCUGAUUCUCAGCUUCAAGAGUUCGGUGUCACUGCGAUUUUGAAUCUAUCACUCUGUGAUGAGAAUAAAGAGUUGAUAGCUUCAUCAGGCGCGAUUAAACCACUAGUUAGGGCUUUGAAAACAGGGACAUCGACGACGAAAGAGAACGCCGCGUGCGCUUUGCUUCGUUUAUCACAAAUGGAGGAGAAUAAAAUCGCAAUCGGCCGGUCAGGAGCGAUUGCACUUCUAGUAAACCUCCUCCAAACCGGAGGUUUUCGCGGGAAAAAAGAUGCAGCAACUGCUCUAUAUUCAUUAUGUUCUAUCAAGGAGAAUAAAACCAGGGCCGUCCAAGCUGGGAUCAUGAAGCCCCUGGUUGAAUUAAUGGCUGAUUUCGGGUCUAACAUGGUAGAUAAGUCAGCGUUCGUUUUGAGCGUGUUGAUUACAAUUCCUGAAGCGAAAACCGCUGUUGUUGAAGAAGCAGGGAUUCCAGUUCUGGUAGAGAUUGUUGAAGUUGGGUCUCAGAGGCAAAAGGAGAUUGCUGUUUCGAUAUUGUUGCAGAUUUGUGAAGAUAAUCUGGUGUAUCGCGCCAUGGUGGCUCGAGAAGGAGCAAUUCCUCCCUUGGUGGCUUUGACACAAUCCGGCACCAAUCGCGCCAAGCAGAAGGUGAGCCUAAUUCAGAAUUUCCGGUUGUUAAUGACUCCAGGUCCGCUGCUGCAACUGACGUGGCAGUUUAUUUUGAAAAUCAAUGUCGUUUUGUUGGCUAUCUUUUGA
Molecule: messenger RNA, 1275 nt
Organism: Dovyalis caffra
Lineage: Eukaryota; Viridiplantae; Streptophyta; Magnoliopsida; Malpighiales; Salicaceae
Source: the annotation of a GenBank genome assembly